Molecule: messenger RNA, 462 nt
Organism: Bipolaris zeicola 26-R-13
Lineage: Eukaryota; Fungi; Ascomycota; Dothideomycetes; Pleosporales; Pleosporaceae
Exons: 2
Source: RefSeq, a predicted model, not a curated record
AUGUCCAGGCACGCACGCACCAUAUACGAUCAGCGAUACGAUAGUGCAACUGUUCUCCCGCUUCCCCCAGAAGAGGGUGCGCUCUAUCCAUCGGCCGUUCAUGAUUCCCAUGUCUAUGGAGAACCUAUCAGUCCUACUACCGGAUAUCCGGCAUCGGAAUCAUCCUACGUCACUGAAGUCGAUGAGUACGCGCCUUCAUACCUCCACUGCAUCCCGACGUCCACCCGCGAACAUGCCCACCAGCACUACCACGCCGAUAUAGUAGCCCCACCGAUUCGCCCGUCUUUCCCCCCUCCAGCAAACUCAUCUUCGACUCCUUCUCCAAGCUCUGUUCCGCCAAUCAUAUCCAUAUCCACCGUCAUUGAUGGGAAUACUUUGGGUUGCAGUCAAUGCGGCGUUGAGUUUACAGGACGGUACAGGCGUGGAAACCUUGCACGCCAUGCAAGACACAAACACUCCAAA